AUGUCGCACUCGAGGAACCCCUCCAAAACCGAACUUCCAACCAGAGAGAAAGAGUCCAAGACUGAAGCCGGACAAAAGAUGGAGGCAAAAGCCGCUCCCAGCAAGCCCAUUGGCAAAGCGGAAGCAAAACUUCCUCAGAAAGCAGGUGGAAAGAAAAAGAAAAUGGAGGGUGCGGCGCUGAUUGGUAUCGAUGUGUCCAAAGACGUCGACUUUUCGGAAUGGUAUCAGCAGGUCUUGCUGAAGGGAGACAUGCUCGACUACUACGAUAUCUCUGGCUGCUAUAUCCUCAAGCCCGCCUCACAAUUCGUUUGGGACGAAGUUAGAGCCUGGUUUGAUGCGAGGAUCAAGAAGAUGGGCGUCAAAAACUGCUCCUUCCCGUUGUUCGUCUCUGAGGACGUGUUGAACCGUGAGAAGGCUCAUAUUGAGGGUUUCGCAGCCGAGGUUGCUUGGGUUACGCACGGAGGCAGCACCAAACUGGAGAAGAAAAUCGCCAUUCGUCCCACGUCCGAGACCGUCAUGUACCCUUAUUACGCCAAAUGGAUUCAGAGCUACCGUGACUUGCCCCUCAAACUCAACCAAUGGAACUCUGUUGUCCGGUGGGAGUUCAAGCAUCCGCAGCCAUUCCUGCGCACGCGGGAGUUUCACUGGCAGGAAGGCCAUACGGCACACCUGACCGAACAAGAAGCAGGCAAGGAAGUGCUGGAAAUCCUCGAUCUGUACGCCCAGAUAUAUGAGGAGCUUCUGGCCGUCCCUGUCAUUAAGGGGAGGAAGACGGAUAAGGAAAAGUUCGCUGGAGGACUGUAUACCACCACUGUCGAAGGGUACAUCCCGGCUACUGGUCGGGGUAUCCAAGGAGGUACCUCGCACUGUUUGGGACAAAACUUCAGCAAAAUGUUCGGCAUCACGGUGCAGGACCCUAAUGCAAAGACGGAGGAGGAAAAGAAGAACCAGCUUUACGUGUGGCAGAAUUCUUGGGGUUUGUCUACUCGUGUCAUUGGUGUGAUGGUCAUGAUCCACGGUGACGACCGAGGUCUGGUGAUCCCACCUCGCGUUGUCGAAACCCAGGUCGUCAUUGUGCCGGUUGGGGUGACUGCCAAAACCACAGAGGAGGAGAGGGACGCAUUGUACAAAGAAAUCCAAGGACUGGUGGAAGUCCUCAGAGCCGUCAACGUCCGAGUUGAAGCGGAUUUCCGAGAGGGGUACUCUCCAGGAUGGAAGUUUAACGACUGGGAAUUGAAGGGCGUUCCUCUUCGCUUGGAGUUUGGACCUGGAGAGAGCAAGGGCCACUUUGUCACGACAUCUCGAAGAGACCUCCCGAAAGCCGAGAGCAAGAGCCAGAUUGCCAUCAGUGAACUUAAUACCGCCGUUCCGGAGCUGCUGGAGACCAUCCAGAAGGACCUGUACAACCGAGCGGACACGAAAUACAAGUCGCAUGUGAAGAAAGUGACCAACUGGGAUGAUUUUGUUCCAGCACUGAACGACAAGAACGUCAUCUUGCUGCCUCACUGCUUGACCGAGGAAUGUGAAGAUCAGAUCAAGGAGAACAGCGCUCGCAAGGCCGAAGAACAGAGCGGCGUUCCUCAAGAUGAGCGAGCUCCGAGCAUGGGCGCGAAGAGUCUUUGCAUUCCAUUCGAUCAGCCCGAAGGCAUUGAGAAGGGAGUUACCAAAUGCGGGAAUCCAAGCUGCUCCAAGCUCGCCGAGGCAUGGUGCAUGUUUGGCCGAUCAUAUUAG
This is a messenger RNA of Fonsecaea nubica, 1731 nucleotides long. RefSeq lists its product as hypothetical. The record is from RefSeq and is a predicted model, not a curated record. The transcript has a single exon. Gene Ontology annotation, molecular function: ATP binding; proline-tRNA ligase activity. Lineage: Eukaryota; Fungi; Ascomycota; Eurotiomycetes; Chaetothyriales; Herpotrichiellaceae. Gene Ontology annotation, biological process: prolyl-tRNA aminoacylation. Gene Ontology annotation, cellular component: aminoacyl-tRNA synthetase multienzyme complex; cytoplasm. Bases 1 to 1731 code for a protein of 576 amino acids.